AUGAUGGGGUGCCUUCCACAUUGCCUCAACGCGGCGUUGGGAAGCUGCGAGACGGCGAGAGCAGCUGCGAUGACCAACCGCCACUCCCUCCACACUCGCCUGCCCAUGUGGGAUGCCAUGCCUUCACGGCUGACGGCCUUGGUAAGCAGAGGAGGCUACGGACGGAAGUGGACAUGUGUUGGGAGCGGUAGCUGGCGGCCACCGCGAUUCCACGCAUGGCUGUGGAUGCCGCAAGCGGGGGUUAGUGAGAGUGUUUUCCCAUCGCAGCACACGGAGGGGUCACAUCGCACCUGGGUGCAGGAGUCACACCUGGGUGCAGGAGUCACACCUGGGUGCAGGAGUCACACCUGGGUGCAGGAGACACACCUGGGUGCAGGAGUCACACCUGGGUGCAGGAGUCACACCUGGGUGCAGGAGUCACACCUGGGUGCAGGAGUCACACCUGGGUGCAGGAGUCACACCUGGGUGCAGGAGUCACACCUGGGUGCAGGAGUCACACCUGGGUGCAGGAGUCACACCUGGGUGCAGGAGUCACACCUGGGUGCAGGAGUCACACCUGGGUGCAGGAGUCACACCUGGGUGCAGGAGUCACACCUGGGUGCAGGAGUCACACCUGGGUGCAGGAGUCACACCUGGGUGCAGGAGUCACACCUGGGUGCAGGAGUCAUACCUGGGUGCAGGAGUCACACCUGGGUGCAGGAGUCACACCUGGGUGCAGGAGUCACACCUGGGUGCAGGAGUCACACCUGGGUGCAGGAGUCACACCUGGGUGCAGGAGUCACACCUGGGUGCAGGAGUCACACCUGGGUGCAGGAGUCACACCUGGGUGCAGGAGUCACACCUGGGUGCAGGAGUCACACCUGGGUGCAGGAGUCACACCUGGGUGCAGGAGUCACACCUGGGUGCAGGAGUCACACCUGGGUGCAGGAGUCACACCUGGGUGCAGGAGUCACACCUGGGUGCAGGAGUCACACCUGGGUGCAGGAGUCACACCUGGGUGCAGGAGUCACACCUGGGUGCAGGAGUCACACCUGGGUGCAGGAGUCACACCUGGGUGCAGGAGUCACACCUGGGUGCAGGAGUCACACCUGGGUGCAGGAGUCACACCUGGGUGCAGGAGUCACACCUGGGUGCAGGAGUCACACCUGGGUGCAGGAGUCACACCUGGGUGCAGGAGUCACAUCUGGGUGCAGGAGUCACACCUGGGUGCAGGAGUCACACCUGGGUGCAGGAGUCACACCUGGGUGCAGGAGUCACACCUGGGUGCAGGAGUCACACCUGGGUGCAGGAGUCACACCUGGGUGCAGGAGUCACACCUGGGUGCAGGAGUCACACCUGGGUGCAGGAGUCACACCUGGGUGCAGGAGUCACACCUGGGUGCAGGAGUCACACCUGGGUGCAGGAGUCACACCUGGGUGCAGGAGUCACACCUGGGUGCAGGAGUCACACCUGGGUGCAGGAGUCACACCUGGGUGCAGGAGUCACACCUGGGUGCAGGAGUCACACCUGGGUGCAGGAGUCACACCUGGGUGCAGGAGUCACACCUGGGUGCAGGAGUCACACCUGGGUGCAGGAGUCACACCUGGGUGCAGGAGUCACACCUGGGUGCAGGAGUCACACCUGGGUGCAGGAGUCACACCUGGGUGCAGGAGUCACACCUGGGUGCAGGAGUCACACCUGGGUGCAGGAGUCACACCGGGGUGCAGGAGUCACACCUCGGUGCAGGAGUCACACCUCGGUGCAGGAGUCGCGGGGUUGUCGGUCGUUGAAGGCCAUGGCAUCGGGGAUGAAGCGCAGGUCGAGCUGGUUGGCACUAUUCUCAAACUCCAUGCCGUCACACUCCGCGUACACGUGUGCCGCCGUGCCCGCACUGUCACACUCCACCACCGCGUAGUAGUACCUGCUCCCUCGCUCCGGGGGGGGGGGGAGGAGGAGAAGGAUAGGGGAAUGAGGAAUGGAUGGGGGUUCGGCACUCAAACUCUUACUUGUGGGGUGAGGGCGGACAGGGACAGGCCAGUCCCCCCGCCCUGCCUUCCCCCGUGCACCCCUGCCCGCGUGGAAGAGCCCCUGCGGGCCGCUCUCAAGCUCCGCCUCCAUGUGGUGCAGGCCGAAGUCGGAGGGGUACACGGUGACGGCCGUGAUGCGCCCCCCGGGCGGCACGAAGGAGCGCAGCACCACCAGGAUGUCCACUGCCUGCCGUGGCAGGGGGGUGGGAAGGAGGGGGAGCAGGAGGGAAUGGAAAGAAAAGGAGAGGAGAAUCGUGAGUGCGGGGGCAGCAAGAGGGAGCACGGGAGUCGUUCUGCUGCUCUGCAUGCCUCUUCGCUUGCCCGCUGCGGCUCCCUCCUGCGGAGAUAA
This is a messenger RNA of Closterium sp. Naga37s-1, 2355 nucleotides long. Lineage: Eukaryota; Viridiplantae; Streptophyta; Zygnematophyceae; Desmidiales; Closteriaceae. The record is from the annotation of a GenBank genome assembly.